AGCGGCGUAUCGUCAGUGUCGCGCCUAAUUACCCCGCGCAGUGCACAGUGCGCAUCAGUCCACUGCGGCAGUAACUUAUUCUGCUUUCUAUCUGACUACCUGCUCUCCGCCUGUAUACCACUAUGAGCCGCCCUAAUUUCGCAACCUCUUUCGCCCCCUAUCAACCGCCUCCAGACGAUCCGUCCUAUGCAUCGUCAUCCAGGCAGGCUACGCGGCCAUGGCUACCUAGUCUCUCCGCGCAACAGUCAAUGUCAUACCAGUCCGGCGGUGUCCCGACCUUCAAUACAUCCCAAGCGGGCGGAGAGGACGUAGAGGCGGAGGCUGCGAGCAGUAUAUGGGAGACGCGGUUCGGCAUGCGAGUCGACAUGCUCGCUGCUUUUGCAUACGUGUUUGGACCGAUCUCAGCACUACUCAUGCUCAUACUCGAGACGCACAACGACUAUGUGCGAUUUCAUGCAUAUCAGUCAGCCUUGCUCACAGGGCCUCUACUUUUGUUGCGGAUAAUUGCCGCGCUGCUUCAAUUCCCCGCUCUCAUAUGUACGUUCUUCACUCUUCUGCUUGUAGUGUCGUGCCUGUACAUGAUUUGGCGGUCGUACAUUGAUGCCGCUCGCAAUGGACUCGUGCGCUUCCAAUUACCAUGGAUCGGUCCAAUGGCCGAUCAAUGGGUAGCAGAGGAGUAGUUGAUUCAAUGUAGAUGAGUUCGUCUAGUAUACUCAUAGAUGCACAUCGUCGGACAGUCAAUGAAAGCUUUACUGCAUCGACCCAUCGGCUUGUGAAGCUAUUGCUGCUCGACGUGGUGGUUACUCCGCGGCAUACAUGCGCAAGGUUAUACACCUGAGGUACCGGCUCACACCACACUCAUUGA
Messenger RNA from Rhodofomes roseus, 865 nucleotides. RefSeq lists its product as uncharacterized. Bases 123 to 680 code for a protein of 185 amino acids. The transcript is spliced from 5 exons. The record is from RefSeq and is a predicted model, not a curated record. Lineage: Eukaryota; Fungi; Basidiomycota; Agaricomycetes; Polyporales; Fomitopsidaceae.